CUUCGCAGUAGAUCGGUGAGGUAAGCAAGAUUUCGUGCGAGCGACGAUAUGAGGAUCACGUGUCUCAUUACGGUCUGUGCGUACUUAUCAUCAACUGUAUCCAGUGACGAAAUCCAAUAUUUGAAUAGGCUAAGGAAAACAAGAUCGCGAGAAAACUCGAGCCUCGAUAAUGCUACGGCCAGAAAAGAAUUAAAUCUCAAUCCUGGAAUUCGUCCCGAUGUAUUUCCUACGUUGCGAAAUCCUCGACUUCCGGGACAAAUUCAAACUAUUCAGAAGCCCUUUCAGAGUAAAGUCCACGAGUCUCGAUUUAAAAAACAACAACAACAACAACCUCGCGAUCGUGUGAAACGUCUAGCAAAACGUUUAAAAGUCCGUUCGAUUGCCGGAUCAACGUAUAAGGUGGACGACAAUGACAUUCACGAAUCAAUUCCCGAAGCGGACAAAGGACCGAUUUAUAUUAAGCCCAUGUUUCGCGUUACCACAAAGAAGACUAUUUUCGAUUCCAUCGCGGACAUACUGCAUCAAUUACUGGACCCGCCUAAGAAGGAACUGGGUCCGAUCGUCGGACCUAUCAAGAUGCCGGGGUCCAAGCGUAAGAUCUAUCUACGUCUGAUGGAACCGAUCGAUUCGACUCACGUUAAUGUGCGCUUUGUAACAGAAAUACCAGCUCCUGUGAUCGACGAAGAAUUUCGAGAACGCGAAUCUAUUUUACCGUAUUUACCUUUCAUCGAUCCCUCUGUCACGCUUUCGAAGAAACACCCUGUUGGAUCAAGUGACAUAACAUUCAGUUCCUCUAAUCGUCAUUCGAUUCAAUUGCCUCGAAACACUAGCCAUAUUUCUGGUAAAAAUCGAGGGCCGCAACCUAAACCUGCGGUUAAAUCGAAACGUCCUUCGAAGAAUAUCAAGGAAAUCAAUAAGGAAAAACCGCCCGGACCCGUUGAAGUGGAAGCAACGAGCGGAGCGGAAAGCGAUCAGUUGUACUAUCAAUACCAAUCAGGAGAUGACAUCGUAAAACAUGUAACGGAGAUAAUUAAAAAUACAACGGAGAAUGAACAAGAUUCUUUAGAACCUUACCAAUUAAGUACACAUCGUUUGCCCCUUCGGCAGAUUGCCCCGUUAUACCCGCUGUCGGCAAUGGAACACACUGAUUUCAGUUCUUACGAGAAUACGUAUAAAGUACCUAGCGACAGCCUCACCGCCCCUAGUCAUCAUUCGAGCUCGUACGAGCAAUACAGCUAUGUUAACGCACCUACGGAAUUCUACGAUCAAUCUUACACCAUUCCGCAUGCUUACUCGACCACUUAUCAGAAACAAAACGAGUUUAGCAACGCCCCGAACUCUUAUCCGAUCUCUUAUCAGAAUCAAAACGAGUUCAACAACGCCCCGAGCCCCACUUCUUACUUCAAGCAGAACAAUCUUUUCAGUACUCCUACUACCUAUACCUAUACUAGUUCUCAUGAGAAGCCGGCCAACGUUCCAUCACUGCCAAGCUCUUAUGCGACUUCUCACGAGGCGCAAAACGAUGUUCAAACUGGUUCAAGUUCUCAGGAUGCACUUCAUGUCAUAAAUCCUCCAGCUUAUCUCAUUGACUCUCGACAAGUCUCGGAGAAUUAUGCUAAUAAAAUAUUGGAAUACAUUGCGCAGAACGAUGAACAGCUCCCAAUCGAUCAAGUGAAAUGGGGAAAAGUGAAACGAGAGAAGAGCGAAUCGAAUUUCCAGAAGAGCGAGGAGGUCGUCUCCGACAGUAAUCGCGAGAAAUGGCAACCGCUAAUGUUCAUAUCCGAGGACACGGAUUUGCACAAGGCGGUCACUAAUUUGGCGAAGGUCGCGAGCGGUAAUCACUACGAGACCAUCACGAAACAGCAAUUGGUUUAUGCUCCGAGGCAGACUACGCCGAGCAUGAUCGAGACAAAGAGAUUUACUCGACAAAAUAGUAAACGCCACACUUCAGUCCCGACCACUCAAAAUUCAAGAUGUUUAACUUCGGACAAGGGUGAUAGAUGCGAACGAACGGAAUCUACAAGCGUUUCGACGCCACAACUAGAAACUACCACCAAAAUCAUGCAACCACAGUCGACUACUAACAUUGAACCGUUUAUAAUUACUCCAAAACCGGUAGCGAGCAGUACGGUUGAAACUUUGAGAUCGAACGUCAUCACGAAGAGCAGCUGGAUAGAGGAACCGCAGAAAUUGGUGAUGACGAUCAAGAGUUUUACGACGAACAGCACGACAGAAAGACAUCCGACAUUAAUUAAAGUGAUUAAGGGUACGACAGAAUCCAUCAAAAGUGAAACAACAUUGAGUGGCUCAAUGAUAAGUAAUUUAUCAAAGAAAUCGCGAGCGAGCAGUACGACGGAAAGAUUGCCGAUAAACGGAACGUCGGAGGCGUCCAUAUCAAAAAGUACCACAAGAAGGCAACAAUUGCCGAAGCGGCCUACAGUAAUGAAAAAAUCUAGUUUUGUAUUCAAGGGAACGGAAGCGAAUAGCACGAUACGAAAAUCGACGAUGAGUGAUACAAUGGAGAAAACAAAGACAUCGAGGCGAUCAAAACGAGGUGCGAUUUCGAAAACAAAAUCAAGUACUACUUGAUAAUUUGUUCGUAAUAGCGCAUUUUUUUCUUAGGUACAAUCGAAUAUAGACAGUAAUGCGCGUUUUUAGGCAUUUAAAUGCUUAUACAUUUACGCGUUAGUCAUGGCGACAUGUAUAAUGUGCGAUGAUAUCCAAAAUAGCUUGUGAUUCUUUACGUUUUAGGCAAAAAUCGAAAAAAGUAUAUAUUUACGUGUAUUAACAAAUGUAUGUUUAUAUCCUGCAUAAUCGAUUUAGAUAAGCUAUGCUUCAAAGAUUAAGUAUUAUAGCUACGUACUUGUUGCCUUAUUUCUGUUUCAAAAUUAGUUGAAAUGGUUGUUGUAAUUUUAAUUCGGGAUAUUUGUGGAAUAUCUCUAAGGAGAAUAUUUUAUAAAGUGUAUGUAAUUAAGGAUAAUUAUUUUUGAGGAAUUGGAACGGGUUUGGGGACUGAUCGUUUGCAAAUUAAAAAUGACUACACGUUUGUUUUAUAUUGAACAACAUGAAACAAUGAGAGAUACAUUAACAUUUGUAUCUCAUAGUAAAACCAUUAUUGUAUUAUUGUUUAAAAGCUAUAUACAUUAUUCAUCUUAUCAUGUUUUUACAUACAUGGC
This is a messenger RNA of Mycetomoellerius zeteki, 3176 nucleotides long. RefSeq lists its product as uncharacterized. The coding region runs from base 49 to 2589 and encodes 846 amino acids. NCBI's taxonomy places the organism in Eukaryota, Metazoa, Arthropoda, Insecta, Hymenoptera, Formicidae. The record is from RefSeq and is a predicted model, not a curated record. The transcript has 3 exons.